AAUACAUAAGAACCGAGUAUCGUUUCGGUGCCGAGGCUCAAUUCCCUGAAACCAACUCGUCUCUUGAGCCAAUUUGCUCUCACAAUCCCAAAAUCCCACAUUCGAAUCCAAAAAUGCCCAAACACUCUGAUCCCUCAGACGAAGAAACCCCCGAGGACUCGAGCUCAGGCUCAGAGGAACAAAACCCACAAGAUGGUGGUGUUCCAGAGUACGAGAAGCAGAGGCAAGCGAGAAUUGCACACAACAGGGCCAGAAUGGAGGCUCUGGGUCUGCCCAAAAUCGCUUCCUCUCUAAUGGGUUCGGCCCAGAAUGCGACGAAGAGGAAGAGGAAGGGAAAAGCCAAGGUCUUGGAGGAGGAGGACGACGAUGAUGAGUAUAGGCCUGAAGAGGCUUCUUCUAGUGAAGACGAAGCUAAUGAUGAGGAUUUUGAGGAUGAAAAAUCAUCUAGUGCACGUAAGAAAAAGAAUAAAGGUUCAAAACCUAAAAAGGCUCGUUCAAGAAGAAGUAGUUUGAGCAACUCGGAUUACCUUGAUGAUGAUGAGGCUUUGAAGCAAGCAAUUGCUCUUUCAUUGCAAGAUUCUGCUGUUUCAGGUGUGGUAAAAGCUAAUGUUAAUGAAAGAAAAGGAGAGAAUCAAAUUCAGCAAGUUUCAGGGAGGAAGAGGAAAAACUCGCAGUUUGCUAGUCGGCUGCAGAUGACAGAGGAUGAGUUUGUUUUGCACUUCUUUCAGUUUGAUGAGAAAUGCAAUGGGGGAAUUUCUGCUAGAGAUUUAGAAAGAGUAGCUAUUGCUCAUGAUUUUAUGUGGACUGAUAAGGAGGUGGCUGACAUGAUUCAUCUCUUUGAUAGUGAUGGAGAUGCAAAGCUAAGUCUUGAAGAUUUUCGGAAGAUUGUUGUUCGCUGCAACAUGAUAAAAGCCCCUGAAAAUUCAUGAUGGAUUCAGAGAUGAUGGACCCAUAUUUGGAGUAUAUAGCAUGUCACGAUCCUCAAAUCCAGGGUGAUUAAUGAGUUGAUAUUUUGAACCAACUCAACAGCUUCAGAGAAUUAUAGGUUACAUUUACCAUCUUUAAAGACUGAAAGCAGAGAUUAUUUUUUAUGAACUCAUAAUGUAAAAAGUUUGCUAUCAGUUAAUUUUCUGAGCGCGGUACUGCUCUUCUUUCA
Rosa rugosa (rugosa rose) is the source of this 1156-nucleotide messenger RNA. RefSeq lists its product as uncharacterized. The record is from RefSeq and is a predicted model, not a curated record. The transcript is spliced from 6 exons. NCBI's taxonomy places the organism in Eukaryota, Viridiplantae, Streptophyta, Magnoliopsida, Rosales, Rosaceae. Gene Ontology annotation, molecular function: calcium ion binding. The coding region runs from base 114 to 929 and encodes 271 amino acids.